This is a messenger RNA of Pygoscelis adeliae (Adelie penguin), 5197 nucleotides long. RefSeq names its product OTU deubiquitinase 4 (gene OTUD4). NCBI's taxonomy places the organism in Eukaryota, Metazoa, Chordata, Aves, Sphenisciformes, Spheniscidae. Gene Ontology annotation, biological process: negative regulation of interleukin-1-mediated signaling pathway; protein deubiquitination; regulation of protein K48-linked deubiquitination. The transcript has 22 exons. Gene Ontology annotation, molecular function: K63-linked deubiquitinase activity; cysteine-type deubiquitinase activity. The record is from RefSeq and is a predicted model, not a curated record. Bases 341 to 3757 code for a protein of 1138 amino acids.
CGAGGGAGAAGUGGGAUCGGGACCCCGCCGGAGCGGCGUCCGGGAGCUGCCGCCCGGCCCUCCGGAGAAGCCUAGAAGCGACGGUUUUUAUGGAGCUGGAAGUCCAGACGGAGGAGUAAAACUUUGCAGUUUCUCUCCGCGAUUCCCACAUGCAAGUUGAUAACGUGAGAGCAGCUGCUUUUCUUGCUGCUGCUGCUACCUCGAGUGCUGAGGGGCCAGCGCUCUCCUCCCCCACCUGCUGCUGUUUCCUUUACCCGGCCCUAGAGCUGCUCAGUAGGUUUGCCUUGCCAUGUGGGGCUAGGAGAGGUGCAGCGAUUUUCCACAGCGUGAAGCGGUAAACAUGGAGGCGGCGUGCAAACCCGACGGCGGGGAGCAGAGUCAUCAAGGCAGCGGCGUGGACGCCCCUGGGGACGCUUCCAUGGACUGCUACUUGCGAUCUCAGGGCUUGUACAGAAAGAGAGUUGCCAAGGAUGGAUCUUGUCUUUUCAGGGCUGUGGCCGAGCAGGUGUUACACUCUCAGUCUCGGCAUUUUGAUGUUAGGAUGGCUUGUGUAGACUAUCUUCGGAAAAAUAGGGAGAAAUUUGAAGCAUUCAUAGAGGGGCCAUUUGAAGAGUAUUUAAAAUGUUUGGAAAAUCCACAGGAAUGGGUUGGACAAGUAGAAAUAAGUGCCCUUUCUCUUAUGUACAAGAAAGAUUUCAUAAUAUACCAGGAACCAAAUGCUUCUCCUUCACAUGUAACUGAAAAUGGCUUUUCUGAUAAGGUAUUACUGUGCUUCUCAAAUGGAAACCACUAUGAUAUUGUUUAUCCAAUAGAAUAUUGGGAAAAGGCUGCUCUGUGCCAGUCUCUGCUGUAUGAGUUGCUGUAUGAGAAAGUAUUUGAUACAGAUGUGAAGAAAAUCAUAGCAGAACUUAGUGCUGUUGGUGUGACAGAGGAAAGUAAUGGUAGCAGUGAAGUGUCUGCUUCAGAUUCAGAAGAUGACAACUACAGAAGUAAAGCUACAACAGUUAGUGAUAUGAAUGGAUUGAAGUCUCUUUCUGGCAACAAGCACCUUAAAAGCAAUGGGAAUCCUACCUUGUUGGUCUUACCUAAAAAAGUUCUUAAAUCACUCAAUCCAUCAGUUUACAGAAAUGUUGAAUAUGAUGUUUGGCUCCAAUCCAAAUGGGAUCAGCAAAACCAAGAUUUUUCUAUUGCUGCUGGCAUGCAAUACUCAAUUGGAGAUAAAUGUAAAGUGCGCUUAGACCAUAAUGGGAAAUUUUACAAUGCUCAUAUUCAAGAAGUUUGUUCAGAGAAUGGGCCAGUUGUUGUAUUUGUAGAAGAGCUUGGAGCAAAGCAUGCUGUCUCACUGAAGAGCCUUAAACCUCUUCCACAGGCCUCUCCUAUGGAGGGCUGGAACACUGUGCCAGGGAAGAAGAUAAAAAAGUUUUUCCCAACAUGGGGGCAGAAUGCUCAGCCCGAUGCAGAUUGCAGAGGGCCAAAGAAUCAGAGCAAGUCAAUAAAACCCCAGUCAGCACUACCUCCUCGACUUCAGCAUACUGUGGGAACCAGGCAGCAUCAGUUCUUAUGUUCUGGGCCCCAACCUCAUCAGACCUCAACUGAGCAAAAAGCUCCAGGCAGGAAUCCUUCCCAAACUGUAAGAAAACCAGACCGGGACAGAACCGAGGAUCUGAAUCAUGGCAGCAGAGAUUGUAACUACUUUGGCCUGUCUCCAGAGGAACGCAGGGAGAAACAGGCUAUAGAAGAAUCUCGUUCGCUUUAUGAGAUCCAGCAGAGGGAUGAACAAGCUUUUCCAGCUCUUCCCAAUAAUCAGUCAGUCUGUCAGGCUGCUACACAGACUGUGGAUAAUUUAAAUCAGAAAAAGUUCUCAAAUAAUGAGAGAAGAAACAGCAAGUGGACAGCAGAGGUGGAAGAGCAGAAGGAUAAAGAGUCAAAUUCCAGGCAGAUCCACUUAAGUCAGAAGCUUGAGCCAAAUUCAUCUGAGAAGAAUAGUCAAGAGGAGAGUUAUCCAAAAGCUUCAUCUCCUUUGGAACAACUAAAAACAGAUUCUCCGGUUCUUGCUGAGCAAGUAAGAAAUGUUUGUUUGAUUUCAAAGUUUUCCAGUCAGGAGACUUCAGACAAAGGGGAGCUUCGUCACAGCCACAACCUGACAGAAUGCUUACCAAGCAUAACUCCAACACCCUCACCAGUCUUUUCUGAGGUGCAUUUACCUCCAGCAGUGCCUUCUGUACCAGCCAUUGUGCCAGCUUGGCCAAGUGAGCCAACAACCUAUGGACCAGCAGGUAUUCCAGCCCAAAUACCUGCUUCUUCAUUGAUGCCAGCCCCAGCAACGGGACCUGACUCUAUUGUAUCACAGGCUCAGACUCUGAAUCCUUAUCAGGAUCCGCUAUACCCUGGAUUCCCUUUUAGUGAAAAGGGAGAAAGAGCCGUUGCACCCUCUUACUCCCUGUGCAAUACUGGGGAAGACUUACCUAAAGAUAAGAAUAUUCUUAGAUUUUUCUUCAAUCUUGGUGUGAAGGCAUACAGUUGUCCCAUGUGGGCACCCCAUUCUUACUUGUACCCCCUGCACCAGGCCUAUUUAGCUGCUUGUAGAAUGUACCCAAACGUGUCCCUUCCUGUGUAUCCGCACAACCCCUGGUUCCAGGAGGCUCCGCCGACUCAGAAUGAAAACGAAACUGCACGAACAAACAGGCACUUUCCUGUUCAGAGCGAGGCCAGAGCCAACGGUCAAAUUCCGCAGGUUGAUGGUAGAUCUCCAUCGCUGCCUCUGAUUAUACCUACAGCUCAGGUGUCAGAAAGUCAAGGACAGGUCUGUGUAGAAUCGGAGAAUCCAGUGCAAGCUCUUCAUGCAAACUAUGAGGAGUCCCUGAGAGGGAAAAAUAUGUUCCCACAGCCGCCCUUUGGACACAAUCACUUUCUAGGAGCUCUUCCAAUAGCCCCUCCUUUCUUUCCUCACUUUUGGUAUGGGUACCCAGUUCAGGGUUUCAUGGAAAAUUCAGUACCGAGGCCUAACGUUGUCAUGUCGCCUGAGGACAAAGAGGCAACAGCUAGCACCUCUGCGAACGUGUAUGUGGCUAAGGAAUGCAGCCCCCCAGUUCCUGCAGUAAACUCUGCGGAACAGCUUCAGAAGACUAACGGCAGCAGCGCCUUGAACACCGUACCAUUCCCUGUGGCUGGUGCGAGCAGUGAAUGCAGUGCCCCGAAAGAAACUUCAGCUAGGCCACCUCAGUUGGAGCAAACUUGCCCUUCGGCUUCUCCCGCUAAGCAAAAACCAGCCGGGCAGCAAAGUCGUUCUCCGCAAACACAGGGGACUGAGAGGCAGACGGCAGUGCCCAACACUCCGCCACUGUUGGCAGAACCACCGAAAAAUGAACUGAAAAACAGCAUUCCCAGUCGUAAGGAGAAGACUGAUAAAGGUAGAGAUUCCAAGGGUGCUGGUAAUCUGCAGACAGAAAGCAGGGCACAGAGAACGAGGGAAGAGAGCUCCGAAGACGAGAGUGAGGUUUCCGACAUGCUGAGAAGCGGUAGAUCCAAGCAAUUCUACAGCCAGACUUACGGAGGAGGCAGAAGGCCCAGGCUUGAGUGGGGUUACUCCAGCAGGGGAGGAUACCAGUUCCAAAGAAACGAGGAAGCCUGGAAAGGACCACCCAGCAGAAGCAGAGAUGACGGCUACCAGUAUCAGCGAAACUUUAGAGGGAGGCCAUAUAGGAACGACAGGAGACGGGCAGCACUGGGAGAUAAUCAGAGGGGGCAUCAAGCAUAGAAUGAAUGGAUAAUUGAAAAUUUUAAAAUGCAAAAAGUAAUUUGAAGUAGCAGUUUAAAAUCUUAACCUUUCUUUUUAGUAAAGUUCAAGGCUAUGUUUAACUUUCGGCGAGUAAAGACUAAGAGGAUGUGAACUCCUACCAUAAGGUUUUUUUGGGGAUUAUAGUUUGUUUGGCUUAGCAUUUUUUCCUCAAAUGUCAAAUUAGAAAAAAAACAGUAUAGGUUUAGCGUUUGAUAAUCCCCCCACCCCCCCCCCCAGGUUUGAGUUUGUGAUAGAAGAUGGAUAUGUACGUUUACUAGAGUGACAAAUUAUAGCAUUUGACGUGAUCUAGAUUCUAAAAUUGACAGUAACAUUGCACCAAAUAUAAAUGUAUAUUUUAUCAUACAAUGCCUUAGUUCUGAUCUGAGCUAAAGGAAUUCUCAGCCUACUGCACUGUUGUCUUUGAUAUGCUUCCAACCCAAAGGCCUUUCAUCUCAAAAAAAAAAAAAAAAAAAAAGAAAAAAAAAGUCUGUCAAACUUGAAUGUUUCUCUUCAGUGUGUUACACGUACGGCAGCCAGCUAACCCUGUGUCUUAGGUAUGUUGUAUAUAGUUCUUUUCAUAUUCAUAGGGUAUAUUUUUGAAUUUUAAAAAGCAUUUAUUUGUUGAAAUCAAAAUCAAGACAAGCAGUCAAGAAUAGCUGUGUAUGAAUUGAUAAGAAUGGCUGUUUCCACCAAGAAUUCUUAAUGCUGGUGUGACUAGAAUGGUGCCUAUGCCAACCGAAUAAUUACAAAGACAAUAAAAAUGUAGAUGCUAUGCAUUUCCAAAAUAAUUCUGCAUCUGUUAUAAUAGCAGAAGUUUUUUUAAUGCCACUUUAACACUAAUGCACUGACAAAUCCUAGGUAUUUUGUGAGGAGAGAUGCAUAAAGUACACGUUACCGUUUUUUAAGUUUGUAUGAUUGAGCUACUGUUCAGUAUUCUUUUGUUGUUGCACUGUUGAUGCAAAUUUACGUUUUGCAUGUACAACUCCUUGCUGGAACUACUUUUAAAAGCAAGAUGGAGAGUCUCGGUGUGCUCUGCUCUUCCCUACAAUUCAGAAGAAAGUGGCUUCUGCCUUAUAUUUUUACACUGUGUCAGAGUUGCGAUGCCGUUUCGUCUUGACUCUGAUAACGAUCUCUGCAGUGUUCCUGUUGCCUUUGCAGUUUGGACGUUCAGCUGUCCAAACUCGGAGAGUGCAGUGUGCACAGUAUUCACUCAGCUCUGUUGCUCUGUAAAAUUAACUGUUGUGUAUAUUUUUAUAUCUGUAUAUACCAGCGUAGGUGAUGGUACCCUUUCAUUCACGUCCAAGAUUGUACGCCCUUGAUCAGGAAACUUGAGUGAUAGUUAUGUGAUAAAGGAUUUCUUUUCAGAUGCAUGCCAUGUAUAAAACCUUACUUAAAAUAAACGUUUGUCUUUUCACUUUC